This is a messenger RNA of Arabis nemorensis, 1599 nucleotides long. Lineage: Eukaryota; Viridiplantae; Streptophyta; Magnoliopsida; Brassicales; Brassicaceae. The record is from the annotation of a GenBank genome assembly.
AUGGAGGCGAAGCAGAUGAGGUUUCUUACUCACCAAGCUUUCUUCUCUUCCGUUCGAUCAGGAGACAUCAAUCAGCUUGAAAAAUUAGUCGAGAAGUUAACCGGAGACGAGCUAAUCGAUGAGUCAUCGCCGUCGUCUGCGGUGGCUGAGCUCAUGUCUAUUCAAAACGACGCCGGAGAAACCGCUUUGUAUAUCGCCGCCGCAGAGAAUCUAGAAGAGAUUUUCAGUUACUUGAUUAGGUUUUGUAGUUUGGAAACAGUGAAGAUCAGAUCCAAAUCCGACAUGAACGCUUUUCACGUCGCCUCCAAACGAGGUCACUUGGGAAUUGUGAAGGAGCUACUUUGUCUAUGGCCUGAGCUAUGUAGAAUCUGUGAUGCUUCCAACACGAGUCCGCUUUACGCAGCUGCGGUUAAAGAUCAUUUAGAGAUAGUUAACGCGAUGCUCGAUGUUGAUCCGAGCUGUGCAAUGAUCGUUAGAAAGAACGGGAAAACGUCGCUGCACACAGCGGGAAGGUACGGGCUUCUUCGGAUAGUGAGAGCUCUGAUAGAGAAAGAUGCAGCGAUUGUCGGUAUCAAAGAUAAGAAAGGUCAGACUGCUCUUCACAUGGCUGUUAAAGGGCAAAGCGUGGAAGUAGUUGAAGAGAUUUUGCAGGCUGAUUACGCAAUAUUGAAUGAGAGAGAUCGAAAAGGGAAUACUGCUUUGCAUAUCGCUACUCGAAAGGCGCGGCCACAGAUAACGAGCUUGUUGCUGUCUUUUACGGCGAUUGAAGUGAAUGCGGUUAACAACCAGAAAGAAACCGCAAUGGAUUUGGCGGAUAAGCUGCAAUAUAGCGAAUCCGCUUUGGAGAUCAAUGAGGCUUUAGUAGAAGCCGGGGCUAAACACGGGAGGUACAUUGGUCGGGAAGACGAGGCGAGGGCGUUGAAAAGAGCAGUAAGCGAUAUCAAACACGAGGUGCAAUCGCAGCUUCGACAGAAUGAGAAAACCAACCGCCGUGUCUCAGGGAUCGCCAAAGAACUUAGAAAACUCCACAGAGAAGCGGUUCAAAACACAACUAAUUCGAUAACAGUCGUGGCCGUUCUGUUUGCGUCCAUUGCGUUCUUGGCGAUAUUCAACUUGCCUGGUCAGUAUUUCACAGACGGGUCACGCGCAGGGAAAGCAGAGAUCGCGGGAAGAACGGGAUUCCGCGUGUUCUGUCUUUUAAACGCGACAUCGCUGUUUAUAUCGCUAGCGGUUGUGGUGGUUCAGAUAACGCUGGUUGCGUGGGACACAAGGGCGCAGAAGAAAGUUGUAUCAGUGGUGAAUAAGCUAAUGUGGGCAGCUUGUGCUUGUACGUUUGGAGCGUUUUUGGCGAUUGCGUUCACAGUUGUUGGAAAAGGGAAUUCGUGGAUGGCGAUUACCGUAACGCUGCUUGGAGCGCCGAUAUUGGUCGGGACAUUAGCGAGUAUGUGUUAUUUCGUGUUUCGGCAGCGUUUUAGAAGCGGCGAUUCGCAGAGACGGAUUAGGAGAGGGAGUGGGAGUAAAUCGUUUUCGUGGUCUUACUCUGCUCAUGUUUCGGACUUUGAAGAUGAAUCAGAUUUCGAAAAGAUUAUCGCUCUUUGA